UUUGUUGCAGCUGUGUGGACGCGACGAAACAAAACGCCGUCAGUCAAACAACCAGCGCAGGCCUACGGGCGGUAAUGGGAAAGAGAAAUCGGCUCACUGGAGGAACAGUCGGGCGUAGAACAAUACUGCAGCUUUCACCUGGACUCCGCAGCGGAUUCGCUGGUGCAAGGGAAGAAGCAGGUUCAGGAUCCGAAGAUGAGCAGGAGGGUGACGGGCUCAGAUUUUUGAAAGAAAGAGACACAACUAUGAGAAGACCCGCAGUGAAGGCCACAGAGGGAUUGUCCCUCCUUGGGGCCUAUGAAGACAGCGACGAAGAGGACUCAGGAGACUCUAAGCAUCCACCAGUGAAGUCUCAACACAACCAGUCAGCAGAUAUUGACAGCACGUUGGCUAACUUCAUGGCUGAAAUUGAUGCAAUUACCACUCAGCCAACUUCAGAUGAGCCUGCAUGUCAACCUUCAUUACCAACUUCCACCCCUCCAAGACCGGAACCCAGUGGCCAACAACCCUCAACUGAGGAACAGGCUCAACAAACCGCUGGGACUGAGUUCCAGUAUAACACACAGUACUCAUUAGCUGGAGCUGGAGUAGAGAUGGGAGACUGGCAAGAGGUAUGGGAUGACAACUCUGGCUGCUACUACUACUGGAACACACUGACCAAUGAGGUAUCCUGGGAGCUACCUCAUUACCUGGCUGACCAGAUGCAAGACCUCCAGCAAUAUUCCAACAGUGCUGCUGUCAAUGGCAAGGAUACAGCACAGGCAGGUUGUCUUGUUGACCCAAUUGUUGCAUCUGCCACUGCCGCAGCCUCAAAGAAGGAAACAAAAGUGAAAGAUGUGAUUGAGAGUGUUGUAGCUCUCACAAGCGAAGAGGAGGAGCGUGAAGGAGUGGCUGCCUCCCUUCUCGGUCCCCUUAUCCCUACUGAAGUGAAGGAGGCAGAGGAGAAGUGGCGGAAAAGGUUGCUAGGAGGUUUGGAGGAGAGGGAGGACAGUCUGGACUCUGACGGAGAGGGCAGUCGCCCUCCAGGAUCCCCAUCAACACCUCUGUGUGAUCCAGACCCUCUCCAUAUUGCCCACAAAGACCUGGUCAUUAAGAAUCAGUCAGAAGAAAACUCUGAUGCUGAGGAGGAGACGGAGGAAGACACUGUGGAACUUGAACUGGCUCUAGAGAGGAAAAAGGCUGAGCUGGCGGCAUUGGAGGAGGGUGAUGGGAGUGAAGCUGGCUCCAGUCCUUGUUCUGAGACGAGCCAGGAAGCCUCUGGUCCUUGUGGCCCUGUCCCAAAGAAAGCCCGAUGGAAUACUGCCUUCCUCCCUGCAGCAAGCCCAAAUUCAAAUAGUCAAGAAUCAAACGCACAGGAGAACACAGACACGGCAGAUUCUAAAGUACCAGAGAAAGCUGAGGAAGUGGACAACAAAGAAAUAGACAAAAGUGAGGAGACAACUCUUUCCAAAACUCCUCUGAAAGAGGAGGUGGAAACGCCUGAGCUCAAGUUUCAGAUUGGAGAACUAGCUAACACCCUAACCAGCAAGAUGGAGUUUCUGGGGAUAAACAAAAAGGCAAUCUCAAACUUUCAGCUGCUUCUACUACAAACAGAGACACGGAUCGCCGAUUGGAGGGAGGGUGCACUGAAUGGGGUCUAUCUCCGACGCAAGUUGCAGGAAGCUGCCGAACACAUAAAACAUUACGAACUUAACGCCACCCCUAAAGGCUGGUCCUGCCACUGGGACAGAGAGCACAGGCGCUAUUUCUAUGUGAACGACCAGACCAGUGCCUCCCAGUGGGAUUUCCCAGUAGAGAAGGGCGAAGAGGUGAAGGGCCACCAGGCCACCCAGACACAGAUGUCUAGCCAAGUAGAUGCCAAAACGUCAACCAUGUCCAAUACUGGGAUCACAGAAUCUUUUAGUAAUGCAUCUUUGUCAUCAGAAACCCCUCAGCAACCUGGAGUAUCCUCAUUCUGGACCACACCUCAGCCGCCUCCACCACCUGAAAAUCCUCCGCCACCUUCAGAGUGCCCCCCACCACCACCUCCUCCACCAGGCUCACCACCUCCACCUCCUCCCCCUCCUGACAGUGAUGGCGAGAUCAUGGAGGUGGAAAUGGAGAUGGAUGAUGAUGAUGGGGAACCUCCAGCCCCUGGAACAGAAGAAGAUGGUAGUGGAAGGUCCCUUAUACCUUCGGGUAGUGUUGCCACUAAGGUUAUGGAGUCCUCAGUCCCCAUAGGGAAAGGUCUAAAACGCAAAGCUGGUCAGGUGACCAAAGCUAUAACAAUUGGCAGUAGCCCAAUUCUGUAUACCCAACCUGCUGCCAGUGCAGCUCCUGUAAUUACAGCAGAUUCCUAUUGGGGUGUGGCAGCGGUCAAUACACCUUUCCUCCCUCCUGAACCCCCUGCUCCACCUAUCCCACCUGUCCCUACUCAGCCUCCAUUGCCCCCAUCUCAACCGCCUUAUGAUUCCUUAGGAGGAAAAAGUCUGCCUCCUGACAAGACCAAAAAACAGAAGAAGGAUAAGUCUAAGAAGAGUAAGACGAAAAUGCCAUCUCUGGUAAAGAAGUGGCAGAGCAUCCAGAAAGAACUGGAUGAGGAGGAGAAGAGCAGCUCUAGUGAUGAAGACAGGGAUCAGCUCAACAAGAGGACCAUUGAGGAAUGGAAACAGCAACAGCUAAUCACAGGUAAAGCUGGAAAGAAUGCUAACUUUGAGGCCCUCCCUGAAGAUUGGCGGCAAAGACUGAAAAAGAGGAAAAUGAUGAAUAGUACAUAACACCACCCCUACAUGCAGCUCAAAACAAUGUUUCUCCUCCACUCCAACUUAAUACCAUACGUUCAUUAUUUUUUUACCCAGACUUGUCCCUGAUGAUGAUGAUGAAAAUGAUGGACAAUGAUCAGCAGUGACAUUUGUUUUGUUGUUCUUUCCCAGUUGUUUAUAUGCCAGGCGUUUGUGGCUCAACAGUGGGGGUUGAAUGUCAUUUUCUUGGUUUUUAUUUACUUUAAAGCCAGGCCUCCAACCACCUUUCAUUGCACACAAGCAUUUUAGACAUUGAAUGGAAUGCAGGACAUUAGUCCACUGUGUUGAUCAUCUGUGUAUUUUCCUUUAUUCAUAUGCAUAUUGAUAGUUUUGGAACUAUGAGGUAGGAUGUCAUCAGUAUUGAAGUUCAGUCAUUUUUGAUAUAGCUAUGUACUCUGCAUGAACAGAAUCCACUCCAGAGUUCUGUUCAUUGCAUAGGUCAGAGGCAAGAAUGGUUUUAUGCAAAAGAUUUUUUUCACGUGCGUUUCAAAGAGGAUUCUUGUAACAAGAAGGUUGCAAGGUAUCUUGCUGCCCAAAUUAGAUGCUUGUGUACUAGUGUCCAUUUCUCUAAAUUGCUUGAGUCACCAAUAUAAAUGUGCCAAAUGCCCCUGGGUUUAUCAUAAAUAUUUGAUAACUUUAUUUUGUAGAUUCGGAUUUGGGAAGGGAAUGUAACUUGUAUAUAUUUUGUAAAGUUAUUAAAACUUUUUCUG
Messenger RNA from Lampris incognitus (smalleye Pacific opah), 3490 nucleotides. RefSeq names its product formin binding protein 4 (gene fnbp4). NCBI's taxonomy places the organism in Eukaryota, Metazoa, Chordata, Actinopteri, Lampriformes, Lampridae. The transcript is spliced from 17 exons. Gene Ontology annotation, molecular function: protein binding. The record is from RefSeq and is a predicted model, not a curated record. The coding region runs from base 75 to 2756 and encodes 893 amino acids.